Molecule: messenger RNA, 988 nt
Organism: Notolabrus celidotus (New Zealand spotty)
Lineage: Eukaryota; Metazoa; Chordata; Actinopteri; Labriformes; Labridae
Gene: myoz2a
Product: myozenin 2a
Exons: 4
Coding region: 1-666 (221 amino acids)
Cellular component (GO): Z disc; actin cytoskeleton
Molecular function (GO): telethonin binding; FATZ binding; actin binding
Source: RefSeq, a predicted model, not a curated record
AUGCUGGAUGAGCUAUCCUUUGCCUCAAACCGGGGCUCCAGACUCUUCAAACAGCGCCAGAGACGAUCAGAAAAGUACACGUUUGAAAGCAUCCAGAACCAAAACAACAAACAGCAGAUCCCUGACACAGUGGUCUCUCAAAUCGAGAACGGGAAUGACACGGACCACCAGACAGCCGACAACAACUUGGAAGCCACACAAACACCAGAUAUAACAGUUGUGCCAAAUCCAGAUAGUAUCGCCCCGGCCCUCCCAGGGUACGGAGGUCCUCUGAAAGACAUCCCUCCAGAGAAGUUCAACAGCACAGCUGUGCCAAAGUCCUACCACUCACCCUGGGAGCAGGCCAUCAGCAACAGCCCAGGCUUGGCUGAUACUCUUGCCACCUGCAUGUCGGUGCCAGAGCCAAAAGCAGAGAUUCCCGGGUACAAAAGCUUCAACAGGGUGGCAACUCCAUUUGGUGGCUUCAGCAGGGGACCAAAACCUGCACUCAUCAAGCCCCUCACGGUGGAACCCCUCCCUGACUGUCCAGAGCUCCAGGCAGACACUCCAAUCGAUCGACCUUCCUUCAACAGAGCAGCCCUGGGGUGGGUGUCGGCGGGCAAUCCUGUCUCCCUCCCUACAGCUUCAGUUGAGCCUGUGCUCAUCCCUGAGUCAGAUGACCUUUGAACCCUUAAUGUGGUCACUUGGAGAUGCUUUCCUGUUAGUUGAGACAACAGAGGUUAUUGUGAGUGAGGUGACGUAUCAGUAUGAGCAAAGUCAGGGUCAGAGAAAGCAUCAUGUUUGGCCUUGCAGGUCAAAGUUACCAUGUUUGCAGAUGAGACCUUAGUUUUCAAGGAAGUUAAAUAAAAAAAAUAAUGGUUACCAUGUACAGUAGAUAGAGACACCAAUCAAAUAUGAAAUCUGUUGUAUAUUGAUGUGUAUAAGAAUAUUUUAUCUCACAGACAGAAGUUUUUGCUCAAUAAAGUGGUGUGUAAUGCACAAAGUUCAA